GCGACCCAGGACCCGGCUGGCGCAUGCCUGUCUCCGGCCGGACCGUGGGGCGGGCGGCUGCUGCGGGCGCGCGGCGGCGGAGAGCCGGGGCAGCGGGAGAGCGUCCGAGCGCCCCGCGGGGAGGCUGGACAGCCCGAGCUCGGCCGAGGACGCUGCUCCGCAGCCGGCGGGCAUCAUGGCAUCGCUGGCGGACCGGGUCCGGGGCAACGGGCGCAUCGCCGCCGGGCUCCUGUUCAAUCUACUGGUGUCCAUCUGCAUCGUGUUCCUCAACAAAUGGAUCUAUGUACACCACGGCUUCCCCAACAUGAGCCUGACCCUGGUGCACUUCGUGGUCACCUGGCUGGGCUUGUACAUCUGCCAGAAACUGGACAUCUUUGCCCCCAAAAGUCUGCCGCUCUCCAAGCUCCUCCUCCUGGCCCUCAGCUUCUGUGGCUUUGUGGUCUUCACCAACCUUUCUCUGCAGAACAACACCAUAGGCACCUAUCAGCUGGCCAAGGCCAUGACCACGCCGGUGAUCAUAGCCAUCCAAACCUUCUGGUACCAGAAGAGAUUCUCCAUCAGAAUACAGCUCACGCUGAUUCCUAUUACUGUAGGUGUAAUCCUAAAUUCUUACUACGAUGUGAAGUUUCAUUCCCUUGGAAUGGUGUUUGCCGCCCUUGGUGUGGUAGUCACGUCUCUUUAUCAAGUGUGGGUUGGAGCCAAGCAGCAUGAAUUGCAGGUGAACUCCAUGCAGCUGCUUUACUACCAGGCCCCCAUGUCUUCCGCCAUGCUGCUGGUGGCCGUGCCCUUCUUCGAGCCAGUGUUUGCAGAGGGAGGAAUAUUUGGUCCCUGGUCGGUUUCUGCUUUGCUUAUGGUACUGCUGUCUGGAGUAAUUGCUUUCAUGGUGAACUUAUCGAUCUACUGGAUAAUUGGGAACACGUCACCAGUCACCUACAACAUGUUCGGACACUUCAAGUUCUGCAUCACCCUGUGUGGAGGAUACAUUCUAUUUAAGGAUCCCCUGUCGGUAAACCAGGGACUCGGCAUCCUAUGCACGCUCUUCGGUAUUGUCACCUACACCCACUUUAAACUCAGCGAGCAGGAAGGCAGUAAGAGUAAGCUGGUCCAACGGCCCUGAACUUUGGUGGAGAAGAGAAAGGCGAAUCAUGAGGAUGAGACGUGACAAACGUGUACGUCGUCUAUGGAAAAGCUCCCUGCGGAGUUCAGUCAGUGAUGUACAAGAAGUAUUUUCUUUGCAGAUAAUGACAAUUUUUAGUACGUUUUAUCGAUUUAAUUUUUAAAAACCAAAAUGGUUCAGGCUUCUCAAAGACUUAAAAGACCUGGAGCUGGCACUCGGUGGUAGAGUAUUUGCCUCACACGCGUGAGACCCUGGCCUCAAACUUUAGCACCGUCAGAGAAAUGCUAGCAACUGCAUAGAAGACAGCUUCAUCCUGCCACCUGAAGCACAGGAGAGUUCGGCUCCAUCGGAAUGACAGCGCUCUGCAGCUGUGUUUUCCCAGGGAAGGGCACACCAGACUGCUGGCUCACCCAGGCCUUCCUGUCGGGAAGUUGAAGUUCUUUGUCAUUCGGAUAGGGUGGUGGUCAGAGUUGCUUUGAGACUGGAUCUCACUGUGUACCCCUGACUGGUCUGGAGUUCUCUACAUAGCCAAAACUGGCUUUGGACUCUACCACUCCAUGAAGCCUUUAGCUUUACUAUUUCACUGCAGAACUGAAAUGUUUAUAGAAAAGAAGCUGUCAUCGACAUGCUCACGAAACAGAUUACAUCUCUGGAAGGAUCAUUUUAUUUUCAGUAGAAAAUUAAUCUAAGGCGUUCUUCCCUUUUCGACAGGGCAGGACUGCUUGAGCCUAAAGCCAGCUCAACAGCACAGCUCUGCCUGGGCUAGAGGGAGCAUCUGCAAUUGUAACAGUGUCGGUGGGACUGACAGUCCCAUUGGUCUUCUCGUGGCUUUGGGCUUUGAGUGAGUUCUAGAUACUAUAUAUGGAGUUACACGAAAACUCAUCUUUAAACUGCUCAAAGUAAAGUCUUAGAGGGCCAGGGGGUGGAGCCAGUAACCGAGGACCUGCCUAGCACUCAUAGGUGGGUUCGUGGGUUCGCAGGUUGUCCUGGUAACUGCUUCCCCAGCUUGCUUGAUCCUUUCAUCCCAGUGAUUUCUAAUGUGGCCUCCCUCCCGAUACUCCCUGCCUUCCACAUACUGAGCAGGAAUAGGGAGUAUUGUAUGGUAGGGAGCGUUGUAUGGUGUUGGGAACUGGACUGAACUAUGCCUUGCAUUCUAUGUGACAAAUUAGAGCAAAGGCUGUCCAAGUUCUAGGCAGAUACUUGGUAAAAAAUAGGAAAGAUAUGAAAGAGAGGUAGAAAACUAGCUAAUAUUUAGCACUUGAGUGAGGUUUCAGAGGAAUUAAGGAAUAUUUUUAAUUGAGAUGCAGACAGAAUACAUGGGGCUCCAGCAAAUAAGAGUACUGGGUAUUUAACUGCAAAAGUAUGUGUCUGCCUUCAAGUAUCUUGUCAUCUCGCCAUUCAGAGCAGCCAUUGUGACCUCAGAAGAAGUCAGAUCUCUUGGAAUAAUAACUUUAUCUAAGCAUACACUUCCAGUGAGAAAACAGCCUAAGACAAAGAGACAUGUCUUGACAUAAUACAUUUUAUCUUGAAUUUUCCUUUUCACAGAGAGAGGUAACCUUUUUAGGUUUUUUUGAGACAGGGUUUCUCUGUGUAGCCCUGGCUGUCCUGGAACU
Molecule: messenger RNA, 2730 nt
Organism: Mus pahari (shrew mouse)
Lineage: Eukaryota; Metazoa; Chordata; Mammalia; Rodentia; Muridae
Gene: Slc35e3
Product: solute carrier family 35 member E3
Exons: 5
Coding region: 176-1117 (313 amino acids)
Cellular component (GO): Golgi apparatus
Molecular function (GO): nucleotide-sugar transmembrane transporter activity; antiporter activity
Source: RefSeq, a predicted model, not a curated record